Mobula hypostoma (lesser devil ray) is the source of this 6218-nucleotide messenger RNA. RefSeq names its product zinc finger protein 239-like. The transcript has 2 exons. Lineage: Eukaryota; Metazoa; Chordata; Chondrichthyes; Myliobatiformes; Myliobatidae. Gene Ontology annotation, biological process: regulation of transcription by RNA polymerase II. Gene Ontology annotation, molecular function: DNA-binding transcription factor activity, RNA polymerase II-specific; RNA polymerase II cis-regulatory region sequence-specific DNA binding. The coding region runs from base 526 to 1581 and encodes 351 amino acids. The record is from RefSeq and is a predicted model, not a curated record.
UUCUGACCAACCGGAAUAUCACGCAUGCGCGCAGUACACAAAGGCCUCGGAAAUUUCACUGCAGGUUAAACACGACAAGGAAUUUGUCUACGGGGAUCUAGAACACAACACACCAGUUUUGCUGUCUCUGUCAAGGUAUUUAAUAUUUGAUAUCACUCAAUCAUCCUUCCCACUCAGACUGUGGGGAGGUAUUCACUCGAUCAUCGGACCGACUGGCAUGCCCGUAAUUUUAAACGGGAUCCAAUUCAUCUGCUCAGACAGUGGGAAUGGAUUCAGUCGGUCAUCUCAACUGAAGGUACAUCAGCAAGUUCACACUGGGACAAGGCCAUUCACCGUUUCUUGGUGUGAGAAGGGAUUCAGUCGGUCAUCCCACCUGUGGACACACCAGUCAGUUCACACUGGAGAGAGGCCGUUCACCUGCUCGGUGUGUGCAAAGGGAUACAAACAUAGUAGUCAGUUCACACUGGAGAGAGGCCAUUCACCUCAUCAGACUGUGGGAAGGGAUUCACUUAGUCAUCCACGCUAAUGUCUCACCAGCGAGUUCACACCGGGGAAUGGCCAUUCACCUGCUUGGACUGCGGGAAGAGAUUCACUUGCUCAUCUAAACUGAAGGUACAUCAGAGAGUUCACACUGGGGAGAGGCCGUUCACCUGCUCAGACUGUGGGAAGGGAUUCACUCAGUCAUCUGAACUGAAGGUACAUCAGAGAGUUCACACUGGGGAGCGGCCGUUCACCUGCACAGACUGUGGGAAGGGAUUCACUCAGUCAUUUAAACUAAAGGUACAUCAACGAGUUCACAGUGGAGAGAGGCCGUUCACCUGCUCAGACUGUGGGAAGGGAUUCACUCAGUCAGCCCACCUACAAGCCCACAGGUCAGUUCACACUGGGGAGAGGCCGUUUACCUGCUCAUACUGUGAGGAGGGAUUCACAUUGUCAUCUCAGCUAUUGAGACACCAGUCAGUUCACACGCGGGAGUGGCCAUUCACCUGCUCAGUCUGUGGAAAGGGAUUCACUCGGUCAUCCCACCUACUGAGACACCAGUCAAUUCACACCGGGGAGCGGCCAUUCACCUGCUCAGACUGUGGGAAGGGAUUCACUUGCUCAUCUCAACUGAAGGUACAUCAGAGAGUUCACACAGGGGAGCGGCCGUUCACCUGCUCAGUCUGUGGGAAGGGAUUCACUCAGUCAUCUGAACUGAAUAUACAUCAAAGAGUUCACACUGUGGAGAGACCGUUCACCUGCUCAGACUGUGGGAAGGGAUUCACACGGUCAUCUGAACUGAAGGUACAUCAGAGAGUUCACACUGGGGAGUGGCCGUUCACCUGUUCAGACUGUGGGAAGGGAUUCACUCGAUCAUCCCACUUACAAACACACCAGCGAGUUCACACUGGAGAGAGGCCGUUCACCUGCUCAGUCUGUGGGAAGAGAUUCAGUCAGUCAUACAACCUACAGAGUCACCAGCGAGUUCACACUGGGGAGAGGCCGUUCAUCUGCACAGAAUGUGGGAAGGGGUUCACUCGGUCAUCCCACCUACAAGCACACCAGCGAGUUCAUUCUGGGGAGAGGCCGUUCACCUGCUGAAGCCUGAGUUAUACCUCUGCAUAGGCGCUACAGUGUAGCCUACACAGUAGCCCAUGCAAGUGGCCUAUGCUGUUGUGAGCAUUUCUACUUGUGCGUUCGUGUGUCUUCGUCACUCUGCCAAAACGCGAGUUGGCAUUGGGCUUUCUAUCCCACUGUUUUGAAUUGACUCGUGAUGAGCUGGAAACGAUGGCGACUGCUGAGUACGUCUUGUGGGAGUUGGAGCUAAUAGAUGUUGAACAGGAGUUACUUUUAUUGAAAUUACUGCAACGCAGAGUUUUUCCAUUGUGCAUUCCACGACGUCCAAACCGAUGUUUGUCAAAAUUUCUUUCCACGAAUUUGGUGCCAUUUGCAAGUCUUCAUAGUCUGCCGACAAAGCGUGGUACAAAUGUACAUAUUUUCUGACUUCCUCACUUAACCUCUCCUCGAUUUGGUCCAUUUUCCAACUUUGAAGCAACAGGAAAUGCGUAGGAGGAAAUGCGCUGCUACCAAGCGGACCAAUCACAGUUCUUGCGGUCUGCGUCACCACGACGCGUAGUUACAGUUUUGGGAAGGUGCAUGUUAGGCUACGGCGUAUGUUACGGCCCGGCAUGCCGCGUCAAGUAUGCGUCUACGCGGAUCCUAUGACAUAGCUUCGAUGGAGAAGUACAAUUCAGGAUUCAGUCUGUGCGAAGGGCUUGACUUGGACAUCUCAACUACAGAGACACCAGCGAGUUCACACUGGGUAGAGGCCGAUUGCUUGCUCAGACUUCGGGAAGAGAAUCUCUCAGCAAAAUCAACUUAAUGUACAUCAUUGAGUUCACACUGGAGAGAGGCCGUUCACCUGCUGUGAACGUGGGAAGCGAUUCACUCAGUAUUCUAACCUUAUGUAACUCUCGCUUCAGCUAGCAGCUUAAUAUAGGGGGUGAUAGCGCCCCAGCCCGGCCAAAGUUAAGAAAUCUCAUUUGGGUGGAUGCUGUGUGAUGUCUCCCCUGUUACAAAUCAGUACCCUGAAAUAAGAAACACUCCACAAUAUGUGAUAAAACGAUUGAGCUUUAUAAUUCUGACUUUGACUAUAUGGUUAGUGAAGUAAUCAAAAAAAAUGGAAAAACAGUCCACUCUCUCCAUUCGCAUCUUCUCAUCUCUUCCCAGCAAAAGACCAGGAAAAUCUCUCUUCCAGACUUACAAGGAAGAAUAUUUCUGUCAUUGGAUAGUUCCACACUUGAAAACCCUGUUAUCUCUAGUCGUAACCUAAACAUUUCACUUUUUGUGUUUGCUCUGUUCAUAACAUUCUCGUUAGAUAUUCAUUUCAUCCAUGAUAUUCUUUGCAUCAUAUUGGACAUGUGAUUAGAAAGAGGAGUCGGAAUGCACGGUAAUUAUGGGAAAGAUUGAAGGGAAGAAAGCAAGAGGAAGACAAAUGAUGGUGGAGACAGCAGCCAGAGAGUUGGAAAGGAAUACCAAUGAAUUGAUCCACUUGACCCGAAACAGGAGUGUGUGGGCCAUGGCAGUCAAAGCUCAAACUGGGCACGGCACCUGAUGAUGAUGAUAACGAACCUAAACAUUGCUGCUACAGACAAACCUCAGCAGUGAAACAUUACAGAGAGGCCAUUACGUUAGCAGUGAAACCUUACAGCAUGUUACACUUCUGACGCACCACCGGGUUCACACUGGGGAGAAAGUUUCAACGAGCUGCAUGCUGGAUAUUUGUCCAUCACCGUUGCUGAAUGCAAUUUCGAGAGUGACUGUCGGUGCUGAACUCUGCAAUUAUUGCUGCUGCUCACCACACCCGGUUCUGCACCCUGGUCACUGGCAUGGGAGGAGUUUCUUCUGCUGCACAGUCACCUUUAAUGAUACUAGAUCUGUGACAAAUAAAUCAGUUCUAUUUUAAACACUGUCUCCAGUACUUAGUGAAUUUAUAACACCUAGUGGACAGUAGAGUCAACUCAGGCUGGCUGGACCCUGCCAGUGAUUCUGUUCCACGACAGUCCUUUCAAAUCCUCCCCUGUUGUUCACCCCUGGUUUUCCCUGUGGAUGAGUUCCAAAUAUUCACCACUCUGUGGGUGAAGAGGUUUCUGUUGAAUUUUCUGCGGUCUGAAGAAGUCGAGCUGACUGCAGUUCUGUCUGAGAUGUUCUUCACCCCUCAAAUCUCUGGGCUGAGGAAGAAUGAUAUUGGGAGUUAACCUCCUUAUUCCGGGCUUAUUUUCACAUUGUGGGUCAUUUCCCCUGCUUCUAAAGGAUUGUUAGAAAACACCACUGUCCUCUAAAGACUGAAAACAGAAUGGGAAACCAUUAGUUGGAUGUUCAAUGGAGCAGGGUCAGAAACCAGAGGCGGGUCCGCACAGGGCAGAGUUUGGGGCUCUGGACGAUGGUUGGGGUAAGAAUGUAUGAUGAGGAGGGAAUCAGCAGUGGGGCGUGGCAACAAAUGAUAUUAGAGUAGCAACAUUUGGAAGCUGAUUGACAGGGAAAAUAAUUCAGUUGUCAGACUGAUGACACAAACAAAACCUGUGGUGAGGUGCCCCAUUGGUCAAGGAACAUGUGUGUGCGUUUGGAAUGGUUAUAUCUAUUGAAGUUGUUCCUGCUUGUUUCUCCUGUAAUAUAAUAUCUGGUUGGUUAUUAUGGAUUGUCCUAUCUGAAAAAAUGUAUUGCUUUUCAUAUAAUUUGUAAUAUUUUAACUGUAAAACUGGAUCAGGCUUGAAUUUAUGGUGCCUUUAUGAAGUGAUCGAGGGCAUUCAUGAGUUUGUAUUUUAAAGCAAGAUUUUUGUGAAUGAUAUUUGCCACUUGAUUGUAACUUUGUCAGUAAUCAGAUUGAGUUAAACUGCUGCAGGAUCCUGGAAUGUGUUGGAUUGUGUCUUGUUUCUCUUGGCAUUUUCUGCAUUUAUUGACUUUUGUUUGUAUUGUAUGUAUUUUUGAUUUUUUAAUUAUUUUUAUUAACCAUGUUGUCCUGUAUUUCUGCAAGGAACCCCUCUGUUUCUAGGAAGAGGUCUCCAAAACUCAGUCGGGUGCUCGAUGCUUCCUUGUCACCAUCUCCUCUGCUCAGAUCAUUGGGAUGUCUCCCAUGGAGGGUCAUGCUCAUUCCACUAGUUAAUGUUUUCUUCCAUAGUGAUGAUUCGUUUUUCUGAUUUCGCCUCUCAUUUAUGUUUUCUGCUCUGUAUUUCUUAUCACUAUUGCAUAUACACACAUGGAGUGCUGAAUCCUGUUCAUUUUUGAUGGAAAUAUAUACUUCAAAGUUUUAUCUGACUGUUGUGUGAUUUUUUUUUUCAUGUCUGUUAUUUCUCUUCCUCCUUCUGUCCAAGGUAGAGUUAAUCUAAGUGGGUCUGAGUGUAUGUAUUCUUUUUUAAAGUUUUCUAAAUUUCUUAGUUACCUUUGUAAAUUUUACUGAUUGAAAUUUGACCAAGACAUUUUUUAUUUUUAAAAAAGUCAGUGUCGGUAUUGAUGGAAGUGUUUAUUGCCUUUGUUGUAUUUGUUAACUAUUGUGCUCUGUUUGGCAGGGUUUUUUUUAACCCUUGAACUAAAUUUUGUCAAAGGUUUUCCUUAUUUCACAGUACUUUCUAUUGUCUUUGAUUGUUGAUAUUCCAGAUGCGUGGGUAUCAAGAUUCCUGAUGAAGGGUCUUCACCUGAAAUGUUGAUUCCCAUCCACAGAUGCUGCCUGACAUGCUGAGCUCCCCCAGCACUUCUAGAGAACUUCUGGAGUAGUUCUCUAGAUUUCUAGCAUCUGCAGGUCCUCUUGUUUCCCAGAUACUUAUAUAUUUGUUGAAAGAACAAGCCAGUAGUGGGGUUGUGUGGCUCUGUUGCAAAAAAAAUUAAAUAAAAUCAUUAGAAAGAGGUGGCCUAGGGUUGGAAGGUGUAGAAUCUGUGGGUAGAAUUAAGGAAGAGCAAAUGUAAAAAAAAAAUCCCUGAUGGGAAUUGUAUAGAGACCUCCAAACAGCAGUAAGUAUGUGGUCCACAAAUGACAAUGGGAGAUAGGAAAUGCGUGCCAAAAGGGCAAUCUUACAAUGGUCAUGGGGGAUUAUCAUGCAGGUGAUUCAGAAAAUUAGGAUGGUAUUGGUCUCAAGAGGAGGAAUUCCUAGAAUGCCUACAAGAUGCUUUUUUAGAGCAGCUCAUGGUUUAGCCCACUUGGGGAUCAGCUAUUCUGGAUUGGGUGUUGUAAUGAACUGGAAUUAAUUAGGUCACUAAAUUCAAAGAACCCUUAUGGGCAAGUGAUCUUAAUAUGAUUAAAUUCACCCUGACAUUCGAGAAGAAGAAGCUAAAGUCAGAUGUGGAAUAAUUAGAGAGGCAUGAGAGAAAAAAAAUGGUCAAAAUUGAUCUGAAAAGAACACAGGCAGGGAUGAAAACAGAGUAGCAAUGGCUGGAAUUUCUGGAAGCAAUUCGGAAGGCAGAGAAUGAACACGUCACAAAGAGGAAAUAGUAUUCUGAAGGUAAGGUGACAAAACUGUGGCUGAUAAGAGAAACCAAAGACAUCAUAAAAACCAAAGAGAGGGCAUAGUGCAAAAAUUACUGGGAAGUUAGAGGAUUGGGAAGCUUUUAAAAAACAACAGAAUGCAGCUAAAGUAAUUAAGAGAAGGAAAAGAUGGAAUACAUAGGUGAGCUAGCCAGUAAUAUUAAAGAGGAUACCAAUUUUUUUCUUCAGGUACAUGUCGUGUAAAAGAGAGGAGGAAGUGGAU